Molecule: messenger RNA, 1332 nt
Organism: Lodderomyces theae
Lineage: Eukaryota; Fungi; Ascomycota; Pichiomycetes; Serinales; Debaryomycetaceae
Gene: SAP10
Product: aspartyl protease SAP10
Exons: 1
Coding region: 1-1332 (443 amino acids)
Biological process (GO): proteolysis
Molecular function (GO): aspartic-type endopeptidase activity
Source: RefSeq, a predicted model, not a curated record
AUGCCUGUGUCCGUUAUGUUGAUCCUACUAACUGUCCUACUACUGAGCAUAGUUGAAUCGGGAAUAAGCUUGGACUUUGAAAUCGUGCUGCUGCAAAUUGAACAAAAUUACAAACGGGAUACAUUUGACACGGCAGUUGCACUACAACGAAAUGUCUAUUUGACAAACUUGGCUAUAGGAUCGAAUAAAGACGAUGUUGUUGUGUCUAUAGAUACGGGCUCUUCAGAAUUAUGGGUUAUGUCCACUGAUGUAUCGUGUCAAACUGUAAGUCAGUUGCAUUCAGAAAACCCACCCGAUAUACCACAUUUAUUCAACGACUUGCCUCAAGAUUAUUCGUGUGCUGCAAAUGGUACGUUCAAUACAAAAGACUCAGCAACGUAUCAGUUUAUAAGCAACGAUUUCAGCAUUGGAUUUGCUGACGGGUCAGCUGCUAUUGGUGAAUAUGGUCGUGAUGACGUUGGAGUAGGGAACGUGACUAUAGAAGGGUUGAAGCUAGGUGUUGCCAAUGCAUCUAGUGUUGAUAUGGGGAUAUUGGGUAUCGGACGCAAUGACAAGUAUGGCAAUUUUGUUUCCUUGUUGAGGAAACAAGGACAUAUAAAUUCUGCUCAAUACGCAAUCUAUCUAAAUGACAAGACUGGUAAUAUACUAUUCGGAAGUGUCGACGACACCAAGUACAUUGGACAUUUGGCAACUACUCAUAUGGAGAACAGUGCGGUUCACAUUAAGGAAGUAUGGCUAAGUCUGUCCGACAGCAAUGCCAAAACAACCAUCCAAUCGGGAAGUAAACAUGUGAUUUUCGACACCGGCUCCACAUUUUCAACAUUACCACUGAACUGGAUUCAGAAAAUUGGACAAUCGUUGAAUGGAACUUAUGAUGACAACGAAAUGGCAUAUCAAGUACCUUGUGAAAUGAAGGACAUAGACACAAAAUUCAACUUCAAGGUCAGCAACACUACUUUGAGCGUGCCUGUAUCAGAUUUCAUCAUCAAUAAUGAAAGAACAAAUGGGAAAUGCUACUUAGGCAUCAUGGAUGAGUCGCUUAUAGGUGGCACGAUAUUUGGGUCAGAUAUAUUGAAGCAGUUUUACGUCGUUUUCAAUUUGGAAGAUAAUAAGUUGUCAAUAGCACCAGUAACCCAUGAAGACAUAGCAUCAGAGAGCCAGAGUUCGAGUCAGAAUCAGAGCCAAAGCCAAAGCCAAAGCAAGCCCAGUAACUCAGAAGAGGAUAGGUUUGCAAACCGAUCGGAGGCAAGUACAUACCGCAAAAAAACGUUGCUAUAUGUGUAUUGCAUCAGUUUGAUGCUCUUGUCCAUCUAUGUAAUUGUUUUAUACUAG